Aspergillus versicolor CBS 583.65 is the source of this 1350-nucleotide messenger RNA. RefSeq lists its product as uncharacterized. The record is from RefSeq and is a predicted model, not a curated record. The coding region runs from base 1 to 1350 and encodes 449 amino acids. The transcript is spliced from 4 exons. Gene Ontology annotation, biological process: transmembrane transport. Gene Ontology annotation, molecular function: transmembrane transporter activity. Lineage: Eukaryota; Fungi; Ascomycota; Eurotiomycetes; Eurotiales; Aspergillaceae.
AUGGCGGUUGGCACGCAGAGGCCCUGGGGCUUCGGAUGGCGCUCGUCGCAGUUGUUUAUCAUCACCACAGCUACUAUCAGCUUGUUCUCUGAAUGUUUCCUGUUCGGAUUCAUUGUGCCAAUCCUCCCGUAUAUGCUCGAGAGACGCUUGCAUCUCGAUCCAUCACACACCCAGACCUUCACCACCACUCUCUUGACCCUCUACGGCGUCAUCUCUCUUCUCGCUGCUCCAGUCGUCGCGCAUUUCGCCGACAAAACACCCAGUAGAAAGACCCCGCUGCUGCUCUCUCUAGCAGCAUGCACGUCGGGCACUAUUCUCGUCGCCUGCUCCCGGGCCGUCUGGGUCCUCAUGACUGGCCAAGUCCUCCAGUCUCUGGCCAGCUCCGGCGUCUGGAUCGUCGCAUUCGCUACCCUGGUCGAUAAUGUCGAUGGCGAGAACAAGGGCAAGGUUACAGGGACUGCAAUGUCCAUCGUCGGAACCGGAAUUCUCGCUGGGCCUAUGGUCUCCGGUAUCCUCCUGCAGCUGUUCGGAUACUGGCCUGCGUGGUCGGCUGCUCUGGUCCUUCUCGCUGUAGACUUCUUUAUGCGUCUCGUCAUGAUAGACAAUCGAUCAGCCUUACCGACUUCUCCGGACUCGACUGAGCCCGAACAGACUGCCCUCCUCGCCGACCAAAGCGAUCAUCAAACUCCUACCGAUGGCCAAAAAACAGAUACUAACCCCGAAUCAGCCCGCGGCUUCUACAGCAUCAUGCUCCGUAACCCCCAAAUCGUCGCAUCGAUCUUCAACACCCUCCUCAUGUCCACCGUCCUCGCCAGCUUCGACACCACACUCCCCUUGCACGUCCGCGAAGUCUUCGGCUGGGGCUCUCUCCCCGUCGGCCUUCUCUUCCUCGGACUGAAUCUGCCGCCUAUCGUCCUGGGACCUGUGGUCGGGCGGACGCGCGACCAUCUCGGUCUCCGCUGGCCAACAACGAUCGGGUGGGCGCUGACGACACCUUUGCUUUGGUUGAUGGCUGUUCCGGGGGAGGAUUUAUCCUGGGGUAGACUCGAAAAGGGAGGUGAAGGGGUUUAUAUUGGUGCGAUUGUUGGGUUGGGUUUUGCGUUUGCGUUGACGAGGGGUGCCGGGUCGUUUCAGAUGAUGGCCGUCAUGCACGAACUCGAGUCCAAAAACCCUGCUAUAUUCGGUCCGUAUGGUGGGAACUCGCGACUGUCCAGUCUAACUGAAGUCCCGUUUACUGUCGGGAUGGUACUUGGGCCGUUAUUGUCGGGGACUUUCUCUGAGCUUAUUGGAUAUUAUUAUAUGAAUUGCAUACUUGGUAUGGAACUACCUUUAUUCUUCUCUUCUGGUUGA